Messenger RNA from Varanus komodoensis (Komodo dragon), 9120 nucleotides. RefSeq names its product PTPRF interacting protein alpha 2 (gene PPFIA2). Gene Ontology annotation, molecular function: protein binding. Bases 74 to 3661 code for a protein of 1195 amino acids. Gene Ontology annotation, biological process: synapse organization. Gene Ontology annotation, cellular component: presynaptic active zone. The record is from RefSeq and is a predicted model, not a curated record. The transcript is spliced from 30 exons. NCBI's taxonomy places the organism in Eukaryota, Metazoa, Chordata, Lepidosauria, Squamata, Varanidae.
CCAGCAACGCCUUCAGGAUGUCAUCUAUGAUAGAGAUUCUCUCCAGCGACAACUCAAUUCUGCACUGCCCCAGAUGACGGUUGCUGCUGGUACGAGCAUUGAGAAUAACAUUCAAAGGACCAUAUCCUGCCCUAAUGAAUUUGCCGCACUGACAAAAGAGCUGAAUGCAUGCAGGGAACAACUACUAGAAAAAGAAGAAGAAAUUUCAGAACUGAAAGCUGAAAGGAAUAACACAAGACUGUUACUGGAACAUUUGGAGUGCCUUGUUUCAAGACAUGAAAGGUCACUGAGAAUGACAGUGGUGAAACGCCAAGCACAGUCUCCCUCAGGAGUUUCCAGUGAAGUUGAAGUUCUGAAAGCAUUGAAAUCUUUGUUUGAGCACCACAAGGCUUUAGAUGAAAAGGUAAGGGAACGACUGAGGGUUUCUUUAGAAAGAGUCUCCGCACUUGAAGAAGAACUAGCAGCUGCUAAUCAGGAGAUUAUAGCUUUACGGGAACAAAAUGCACACAUUCAAAGGAAAAUGGCAACAGGGGAAGGCCCUACUGACUCAGAGCAUAUCAAAGGCAUGGAACCUGGUCAAAAAGUUCAUGAAAAGCGGCUGUCAAAUGGCUCUAUAGACUCAAAUGAUGAAACCAGCCAGUUGGUGGAACUGCAGGAACUCCUUGAGAAGCAAAAUUAUGAAAUGGCUCAGAUGAAGGACCGUUUGGCUGCACUGUCUGCAAGAAUUGGAGAAGUAGAGCAAGAUGCUGAGACAGCCAGGAAAGACCUUAUUAAAACCGAAGAACUGAACACCAAAUAUCAGAGAGACAUUCGAGAGGCAAUGGCACAAAAAGAAGAUAUGGAAGAAAGAAUUACUACCCUUGAGAAGCGCUACCUGAGUGCACAGAGAGAAUCCACCUCCAUACAUGACAUGAAUGAUAAGCUGGAAAAUGAGCUUGCCAACAAGGAAGCCCUCCUGCGUCAGAUGGAAGAAAAGAACAGACAACUGCAGGAACGUCUUGAACUAGCUGAGCAAAAGCUGCAACAAACUAUGCGAAAAGCUGAGACAUUGCCUGAAGUGGAAGCUGAACUGGCCCAGAGAAUUGCAGCCUUGACCAAGGCGGAAGAAAGACAUGGAAACAUUGAAGAACGCAUGAGACACUUAGAGGCUCAAUUGGAAGAAAAGAAUCAGGAACUUCAACGAGCCAGGCAACGAGAAAAAAUGAAUGAAGAGCACAACAAGAGAUUAUCAGAUACUGUGGACAGGCUUUUGACAGAAUCUAAUGAACGCCUGCAACUCCACUUAAAAGAGAGAAUGGCAGCACUGGAAGAAAAGAAUGUUUUAAUACAAGAAUCAGAAAGCUUUAGAAAGAACUUGGAAGAAUCUUUGCAUGAUAAGGAAAGAUUGGCAGAUGAAAUAGACAAGCUGAGAGCUGAACUUGACCAACUGAAAUUAAGAACAGGUUCUUUAAUGGAUCCUACAUUGUCCAGACCCCACCUUGAUUCAUCAGCAGAGCUGAGGUACUCUGUAGGCUCGCUGGUUGAUAGUCAACAAGAUUACAGGUCUACUAAAGUGAUACGAAGGCCUAGAAGAGGCCGUAUGGGCAUCCGGAGAGAUGAGCCAAAGGUGAAAUCCCUUGGAGAUCAUGAGUGGAACAGAAGUCAACCAAUUGGAGUUUUGAGUAGCCAUCCAUUUGAGAGUGACACUGAAAUGUCUGAUAUUGAUGAUGACGACAGAGAUACAAUUUUUAGCUCCAUGGACCUUCUGUCACCAAGUGGGCAUUCUGAUGCCCAAACCCUUGCUAUGAUGCUUCAGGAGCAACUAGAUGCAAUCAAUAAAGAAAUCAGGUUAAUCCAGGAGGAAAAAGAGUCGACUGAACUACGUGCCGAAGAAAUAGAAAACAGAGUAGCCAGUGUGAGCCUAGAAGGUUUGAAUCUGGCCAGGGUGCAUCCUGGUACAUCUAUUACUGGCUCCAUUACAGCUUCCUCACUUGCAAGCUCUUCUCCUCCUAGUGGACACUCAACUCCUAAACUCACUCCACGCAGCCCAGCAAGGGAGAUGGAUCGGAUGGGUGUCAUGACAUUGCCCAGUGAUCUCAGGAAGCACCGGAGAAAGAUUGCAGUAGUUGAAGAAGAUGGACAUGAAGAUAAAGCUACAAUAAAAUGUGAAACCUCUCCACCGCCAACACCUAGAGCAAUUAGAAUGACUCAUACACUACCUUCUUCAUAUCAUAAUGAUGCCAGAAGUAGCUUGCCUGCAUCCUUGGAGCCAGAAAGCAUUGGUUUUGGCAGUGUCAGUAGCAGCCAGGAUUCCCUACACAAAGCUCCCAAGAAGAAAGGAAUCAAGUCUUCAAUAGGACGCUUGUUCGGUAAAAAAGAGAAGGCUCGACUUGGACAGCUCAGAGGUUACAUGGAAACAGAAGCUGCAGCACAAGAAUCUCUGGGAUUAAGCAAACUUGGAACACAGGCAGAGAAAGACCGAAGACUAAAGAAAAACACAUCUGGGCAUGAACUUCUGGAAGAAGCUCGGAGGAAGGGCUUACCCUUUGCGCAGUGGGAUGGGCCUACGGUGGUGGCAUGGCUAGAGUUGUGGCUGGGAAUGCCUGCGUGGUAUGUUGCCGCUUGCCGCGCAAAUGUGAAAAGUGGAGCCAUUAUGUCUGCGUUGUCAGAUACUGAAAUUCAGAGAGAAAUUGGGAUCAGCAAUCCUCUCCAUCGCUUAAAACUCCGUCUGGCAAUCCAGGAGAUGGUUUCUCUCACCAGCCCAUCAGCCCCUCCAACAUCUAGAACGCCCUCAGGCAAUGUUUGGGUGACCCACGAAGAAAUGGAAAAUCUUGCCGCCCCAGCUAAAACGAAAGAGAAUGAGGAAGGCAGUUGGGCUCAGACUCUGGCCUAUGGUGACAUGAACCAUGAAUGGAUUGGGAACGAGUGGCUUCCUAGUCUAGGAUUACCACAGUAUCGAAGUUACUUCAUGGAAUGUUUAGUAGAUGCAAGGAUGUUAGAUCACCUGACAAAAAAAGAUCUCCGUGUACACUUAAAAAUGGUGGAUAGCUUUCAUCGAACAAGCCUGCAGUAUGGAAUAAUGUGUUUAAAGAAACUGAAUUAUGACAGAAAAGAGCUAGAAAGGAGAAGAGAAGCCAGUCAGCAUGAAAUAAAAGAUGUGUUGGUAUGGAGUAAUGAUCGAGUCAUACGCUGGAUACAAGCAAUUGGAUUGCGAGAAUAUGCAAACAAUGUAUUAGAAAGUGGAGUUCAUGGAUCGCUCAUUGCCCUGGAUGAUAACUUUGAUUAUAGCAGUUUAGCUUUAUUAUUGCAAAUUCCAACACAGAAUACACAGGCGCGACAGAUCCUUGAGAGGGAAUACAACAAUCUGCUGGCACUAGGAACAGAUAGACGACUUGAUGAAAGUGAUGACAAGAAUUUCAGGCGUGGCUCUUCCUGGCGAAGACAGUUUCCUCCACGUGAAGUUCAUGGAAUCAGUAUGAUGCCUGGCUCUUCAGAAACACUCCCCGCUGGGUUCCGGUUAACUACAACAUCUGGACAGUCACGAAAAAUGGCAACUGAUGGUAUGAUGCUAAUGCCUACUUUCAAACUCAAAGUGUUUGUGCAUUCUGUUCCUUUGCAGAUGAGAAUGUACUGGCCUUACAUAGCUUGGCCAACUUGCAAAAUGUGCACAGUCAACAUCUAGAACAGAGCAAAUUAAAGUUGAAUAGAUGGAAAAAUUCAGUAAGUGCUAGACAGUAUAGAUACUGCCUAAGAAAGCAUUCAGCCAUUGUAUUUUGGAUUGAAUUGAGGAAAGAAAUGGUCAGAUGGGAGAGAGUCAGCCUGAAAAAAUUAUUUUUCCUACUUGUAUGCAGUAUCCACCCCUCAGACAUUUUACCAGCAAUGAUACCUGAUGCUAGGGAGCUACAGUUCAUGGGAUGAGGUGGCAUAGUCCCACUGCCAAGGCACAAUAGAUGAUCUUGCUUAGAGAUCCAACUGUAGUUUUUGUGCUCCAACUCUCAGGACAAUGUAUUGGGACCUGCUGGGCCUGUCCAGUUUAUUUGCAUAGCAGCUGAUAGGCCUCUCAUGCUGCCUGAUGCCAAGGCAGUUGUUAAAGCUUGUACAAGCCUUUGGUUAAGAGCCAAAUAGCUUUGUUUUCCUCUCAGGUAACUGCCGGUAGUGCUAGAGUAGCAGCAUUUUCAGAGAGCCAAUGUGGGAAGAAGUCCACUUUCACCAACCCUGUGGCAUGUGCUAAAUCUGGAUUCAACUCACUUUUUAUUAAACAGUUUAUGCUAAGUAAGAUUAUUAACAAAUAUGAUUAAAUGUGGGAGGGUGAGGAGAGACAAAUCAAGUGAUUAGCGCUAAAUAAGCUUAAGGAAUUAGGCCAAAAUAGAGUAUCUUGCAGAGUGGAUAACUUAUCUUACCCCCCUCCCCAAAAAAACCUGGACAUUAAGAAGAAGAUCUUUCCUCCUCCUAAUCUCAAGAUUCUUCUUGCUGGGGUUUUUCCUCUCUUUUUCCCUUUUUGUUCUGAAUUUGCAGUUGCUUCAACGCGGUUGCAGAGGCUAGACAGUUCUACAGUUCGCACAUACUCAUGCUGACAAGGCUAGCAUGGAAAAGAGCUCUGAGCUGACCUAAUGUGAGUAUUUAAGCAUGGACUAUGAAAGCUGCAUUACUUAGUAAGAAUAACAUCCAAGUAAUAAUUGCAGUGGGUGUGGGAUUCUCCUGUGGGCUCAAGACAUUUGAAUUCGUAAGACUAGUUUUCUCGAUGACAGUAAACCUACAUCUGGGCUGUACCACUUGAGAGUGCAACUGGAGGUUCAUCUGAUGAAAUGGUUCUCCACCCAAAAAUAUUCUCCCACACAGAAACCAGCUCUCAAUAAGAGCUCCAGCCCAACCUUCUCCCAGAUGUCAAGUUUCUAUGUGGAGUAAGCCCCAACUGCAAUCCGAAACAGCAGAGUCUAGACACAAGUUUACUAUCUCAAGGAGAACAACUUGUACCAAUAAGCAAGUAAAUGGCAGUUCUUUCAGCUCCCUGCUUUAAUUGCUGCCAUCUCUUCUGCAGGUUGUUUGGCAUAUACAGACAGUGCAAAUCUAACUUCCACAAAGUAUAUUCACACAGCCCUGUUGCCAUUCUGUGAUCACAGUAACUGGUGAAAGAGAACAGGAUAAACAUCAACCGCACACCAGUAGCAUCCACAGGAUUGAAUGCAGGUGGUCAAAGGGCUAAAAGAAAGCAGCUGUCUCUUAAGGCUGGCUUCAUCUAGCAUCCCACACCCAUCCAAGCUGUGAUCUGACCAUUUUUGAUACUACCUGUAUUCAUAUGACAGGUAUUGCUACUUCCAAUAAUUUCUUUUCCCUGUGCCUUUAGAAUAUCAAAAUACAGGAUAGGUUUGGAAGCAAACCUGUAUUUUUGUUAGGCUUCACACCAAAGAUUGCCCAGUCUGCUGCUAUUACUACAUGCCCUUAGCCACUGCUGGAGAAUCAGAAAAUAGUAGAAAAUACAAGCCACAGGAUCUGGGGCAAAACUGUGGGUUGAUUCCAGACUUAGAGCAGACCCACUGAAAUCAGUGGAACAGAGUAGUCAUGGUUACAUUGAUUUUAAUGGCCCUGCUUGAUGCAUAAAAUAAGUCUGGAGUUAACUGUUUUGUUUUUUUCUUUUAUACCUUUCACACAAAAGUUGUUAAGUGAAAUUUGGAAGAAUUACUCCAAGUGGUAAACAAGAAGGUUCCAUGGCUGACCUUAUGAAAAGCUCCUUGUUCAUUAAGUGGUAACAACAUUAAUUUACAGACCAAUGCUAUCAUCAAACCUCAUGUUUUCCAACAUUCUUCUUAAAGAACAAUACUAAAAUAUAUAUUCAACCAACUACCCUUCUUACAAAAAGUAACCUGGGUAUUUUUUUUAAUAAACUCAGCACUGCACAGAAGUGGCACACAACUAGGAAACAAUGCCCUUUCAUUUCACAUUCUUUCCAUUAUCCUUUUCUCAACUGGAAUGUUGACAGCACAAUCUUUUACAUUCUACUCAGGAGUCCCACUGAAAUCAAUUACUCCCAGGUAAGUAUUAUGGAAGUGCCACUUUACUAUACUGAAACUUCUGUUUAUCAUACAAAGGCUCAAAUUCCAAAACAUUUCUUUUCACAUAGAAUGCAACUUAGCAUUAUUUAGCUAACCUGUAUAUGUUUUAGUUCGGUGACCAACUGUUCUAUAGUGCUUUGCUGCACUAGAAGGGUUAAAUUUAAUGUGUCCUGAAGGUGAAUGUGAUAGUUUUACUGUUUCACAGCACUAUCUGUUGUAGUGGUUAUAAAACGUUCACAUCUCCACACUUCGCAGCGCACAGUAGGAACUGCAUGCUGUGUUCUGCCCACCCGUUGUUUAAAGGCCCUGAAGCAUCAUGGGGUCUUCUACCUCAAUCCUUCGCCGCUCUCAUCAGCAUCCUGCUCUGCCAGCCUUAUUUAGGCUCCCCUGAAUAUAGAAGCUGCCGUUCUAAUAUUAUUGAUCAUCUGAAAUGAAAUGAGCCUAUUACUUAAAACGUGGUAAAGAAGUUCAUUACUGAAAUGCUAUUUUCCCCACAUCUCUAGAUGCCACCUCUUUCUUCUACUUUACCUGAAGUGCACUAUCACCAUCUUAAGAAAAAGAAGCUUUUUAUUCCAAGAACAGGGUAAUAGGGAAGACAAUAUAAAAUGUUUAUCAGACUAAAAUGUGUGGUGAUCUUUUUACAUAUUAAAUUGUCAUGUGCAAUCUGUCAAGUACUACUAUCACAGGACUCAUACUCAUUCCAUUGGAGUUCAUGUAGGAUUUGGAUACAAACCCCACUGAAAUGACGGAAGAAUGUGCAGUAGAAGUACUGGCCAGACUGCGCUCACUGGGUAGUUCAAGGCAGAAUAGUUGCUAAUUAGUUUUUAAGAAUAAAUCCCAAUGUAUCUAUCAUAAAUCUGGCUGAACUGCAGAAACAAUGCUUUUAUCUAAAGAAGACACUCAUUUUUAAACCUAUUUCAUCUGUUUUAUUGUAAUAUACUAGAAUUUAUGUAUUUAUUGUGUAUGUAUUUCUUUUUAAUAUGUGUAAGUCUCAUGUAAAUGGAUAUAAAUAUGAUUUUUAAAAAAAUUAAAGCUAUGGUACAUGGGGUCUUAGUGCAAACACUUGACAAUACAGUGUAAACAAUACUGUUUGUAUCUUUCCAUUCCACCAUUUUUACAGUUUUGAAUUGUAGCAAAGUAAAUUGGAUAUGUCUAGCAGAAUUCUUAGAUGCUUCAACAUGUUCCUACUUUUUAAAGAAGCCUGUCAAAAUUUAAAGCUCAACACCUGCCUCUGAUGAUGUACAAUAGAAAGAUUUAAACAUGGAACUUGAGCCAAAAAUGGACCUAUAAAGGCAAAACAGAAUUGUUAUAUAUACUUGUAGAAAAGCACUGUGAUGGCUCUCCUUUUUAAAAUCAACAUGAAGAAAAAACUGUUUGCAAGAGUCAAAAACACAGGAAAUUAAAGAGCAAGAGAGAGAGAGAGAGAGAGAGAGAGAGAGAGACAUUCACUUCAAUACUACUUAUGGACCAAGAUGCAGCUAGUUUUGCUAGGCAUCACUUUUUUCCUUUCAAAUUCUUUACAUACCAGCCAACACUGGUCUAAAAAAUAACAUCAAGGGAAAAUAAAUCUAACCUUCAAGUUUUCAGUUGUUUAAAAAUGCCCUCCAUUUCCUCAUAAUAAUAGGGCAUUAGACAGCUGUUUGCCUAAUGUUACACUUUUAUCCAAGAUGGCCUUGCUGAGACUUCACUGAAGUCAUUUAUCAGCGGAAAUAACUGAAAGACAGAACAGUUACUAUAUAAUGUAUAAAAGUUUAGAUGAGAAAAUAUUAUCUGCUGUGGCUUUAUUUGGUGGUGUUAUUGAUGUUUAUUCUUUGUUUAUAUGGGAAGUUUCAAAGUAAGACCUAUUUAAAAAUGUAAUUUACCUACUAUUUGCUAAUCUCCCACUGCCUGAUCCUAGCUUAAGACCUGUCUUUUGGUUAUUCCUUUCAGCAGGCUGAUCGGCAAAACAUCUGCACGUACAUUUGUUUUACUGAGUAUUUUUUAAAUUUAUUUAAACAGACUUCACUUAACCAAAUGGUGACAGAUUUUUUUUCUCCCCAAUUGUCAAUAAAAGAAAAUCACUACUGUUUUAUGUGUUCAGUCUGUGAUAGAGCUGCAUGCCAUAGUUUCCAGUGGAACUUUUAGAGACUAACAUCGCUUCAGGGAUGACUAUAAAUGGAACACUUUAGAUUAACAAGCAACCAACAUGUGUGCUGAAAGACAAUAAUGCAAACAGCCACAAGAUGGUGUACUGAAUGUUGUGCUUUAUAUGACCUUAACAGACCAAAAAGCUGCUAAGUGCACAGUUUCUUAUUGAUGGACUUUUUACAUGGCCACCAAAAUAUAGCUCAAUCCACUGAUUUCUACAAACUUUAACUUGCUGUGGCUUUACUUUUGGCAGUUACAUUGGGAUUUUGAAACGCAGUGCAUAGUGUGUCUUAAGGUGCAGUGCAAUGCAAGAUUAAGGCAGAAAAACAUGGCUGGCUGGAGGGAUGCUGAGAGUUAGCGGACCUUUUUCCUGUUUAAAUGAGUAUAAUUUCGUACACUUUAUGUUCUAAGUGCUUUUUUGAACCACAUACACCUGAAACUAUUUUUGGAAGAAACGGGACACUCAAUUUUAUCUUACAUUUUAUCCUCAUCGUGUUUUUUUAAACAGUUUUUAAUAUAAUGAAAGCUGCUAUGAAGGAUGUUAGUCUGGCAUGGACAUAAAGAGUGAUGCCAAGUGGCAACUGGGGGAGAAUUAGAAUGCUAGUGGAGUGGCCAGGUGACACUGAAGUGACCCAGUACUGGAAAAUACCUGCAAUUAAGUAGCGUGGUUCCCUAGGAGUACCUGUCAGGUACAUUGGUGCACUGUAAAGUCAUCAGUCAUUUCUACACUACCAGAGAAACCUGUAGAACAAAGUGGCAUUGCUUUUGUAGUUGCAUAAGAUUCAAGCCACAUUGUACAGUCCCUUUGCAUAAUGUUCACUGUGAUAUCUUAAUAGACAACUUUAAAAGAAGUUGAUAGUGCUACUCUUUGAGAGACGAGCUACCUACCAAUAUGGGAAACCAAGUGAGUCACACUUAAGGUAAAGGUUUCCCCUUGACAUUAAGUCCAGUCAUGCCUGACUCU